AUGAAAGGGUUAUCGAGCAGCCGAGGCCACCUUCAUGCAGCCAACUGUGACCUUUCAUAUGAUGCACUUUCCCACCAACAGGAAAGGAAGCCAUACGUAAUCAAUCCAGUUGACUCCCACCCUGGGGAUCAUUCCUAUUACACCCAGCGGAACUCUUUUCACUCAGACUGCACGGUUCCACUCAAUGACCAAAUGUCCAGCAGCACUUUUCCCAGAAGACAUUAUAGUUCACAUCAUGAUCUCAAGGAUGAAUGUGCACUGGUGCCUGCACCCACAUCCAAUAAAAUUAAUCGGAUUCCUGCCAACCUCCUGGACCAGUUUGAAAGACAGCUCCCAAUCCGUCGAGAUGGCUUCCACACCUUGCAGUAUAAACGGACAGCCCUGGAACACCGAAGUGAAAGUCCAGGAAGGAUACGCCAUCUGGUCCAUUCAGUGCAAAAGUUGUUUACCAAGUCCCAUUCUCUGGAAGGUCCUUCCAAGGGAAACAUGAAUGGCAAUAAAGCAAAUUCCGAUGAGGUACAUGCUGUGAAACGUGGAAAACGCAGCAAGAGCAAAGACAGGAAGUCGGAAUUGAAGAACAAAUCUAACAUUUCAGGUUGGUGGAGCUCAGACGAUAACUUGGAUGGUGAUGUAUGCCUUUAUCAUGGACCAACAAAUGUGAUGACCAUGGGUCGAUGUCCUGACCGUUCAACAUCUCAGUACUUCAUGGAAGCUUAUAAUACCAUCAGUGAGCAGACCUUAAAAACCUCCCGGAGCAAUAAUGACAUGAAGUGUACAACUUGUGUAAAUAUUCCACUGAAUGUUGAUGCACAGAUCAUGAAGAAGAGCUCGUGGUCUUCAACUUUAACUGUGAGCCGAGCCCAUGAAGUUUAUCAGAAAUCCUCGCUGAAUCUUGAUAAUAAAACUCUCAUGAAAUCAGAAACAUGCCAGCAAGAACGUUCAUGCCAGUAUCUCCAGGUUCCUCAAGAUGAAUGGAGUGGCUAUUCACCACAAGGCAAAGAAGAUGAAAUUCCUUGUCGGCGAAUGCGCAGUGGCAGUUACAUUAAAGCAAUGGGGGAUGACGAUAGUGGAGACUCAGACACCAGUCCCAAACCUUCUCCAAAGAUUGCUGCACGACGAGAGAGCUAUCUCAAGGCCACCCAACCAUCCCUAACAGAGCUCAGCACACUCAAGAUAUCAAACGAACAUUCUCCUAAACUUCAGAUACGAAGCCACAGUUACUUACGGGCAGUCAGUGAAGUUUCAAUUAACCGAAGUUUGGAUAGUUUGGACCCCGCGGUGCUUCUCGCCUCGCCUAAAUUCCGUUCUCGCAACGAGAGUUACAUGAGAGCUAUGAGCACCAUCAGCCAGGUGAGUGAAGUGGAAGUUAAUGGACAAUUCGAAUCUGUUUGCGAAUCAGUAUUUAGUGAAUUGGAGUCGCAGGCGGUUGAGGCACUGGAUCUGCCCAUGCCAGGGUGUUUCCGUAUGCGAAGCCACAGCUAUGUGAGGGCCAUCGAACGUGGCUGCUCACAGGAUGAUGAAAGUUUGUCACUUAGGUCAGCAUCACCACCUCGAACCACCACAACAGUGAGGACAAUCCAAAGCAGUACUGGUAGGUUGUCAUUAAGCAGUGCAAGCCAAUUGUCAUCGUGUAUUACUACAUAUAAGAAAAAUCCUCCUCCAGUUCCACCACGGACCACAAUUAAACCAUUCAUCUCAAUCACUGCGCAGAGCAGCACAGAAUCUGCUCAAGAUGCAUAUUUGGAUGGCCAUACCCAGAGGGGUGAUCUAAACAGCCAGUCAGGAUUAAGUAACUCCACCGAAAGUUUGGAUAGUGUCAAAGCCUUAACUGCUGCUAUUGAAGCUGCAAAUGCACAGGUUCAUGGACCAUCUAACAGUCAACAGUACAUUGACAACACACCAGCAAACGACAAAGGAAUCCAGCCAGCAGAGGAAUCGAAAGGGGAUGUGUUGAGAAAAAGCAAAUGUUCUUCUGUUGGAAUACAGGUGAACGAUGUUGAUGGCCCAGAACAAUUAACUUUAGCAGAUACACAUACAAACAAAUUCCAGUCAGUAGGAAUUCAAGUGGAGACAGAGAAGUGUUUUCGAAGAUUUACACGGUCAAACAGUGUGACAGCAGCAGUACAGGCUGAUCUGGAUUAUAAGGAGAAUUCUGAAAGUUCAAUGGGACCCCAGGAAGUAGUUUCAAGUCCAUUACUAAGGCAGCACUCCAAAGAUGCAAGCACAUCCACACCUAGCUUUCUUGGACCAGAGGGCAACCACUUGCAGGCCAGUGCACAAGAGAAUGCCUUUGACUCAAAUUUUGAUCCUUCUUUUCUGCCACCCCCUGAACCCUGGAUCAACUCUACAUCAGAGGCUGAAGUAGAAGCAGGCCAGAGGUCGGUGUGUCAAAGGGACGGACGAUGGUUUAUGAAAUUGCUUCAAGCUGAAAAGGAGCGCAUGGAUGCCUGGUGUCAACAGAUGGAAAAGGAAGAACAAGAAAAUACCCUUCCUGAAGAAAUUUUGGGGAAAAUCCGAAGUGCAGUUGGAAGUGCUCAGCUCUUGAUGUCCCAGAAGUUCCAACAAUUCAGUGGGCUGUGUGAAGAAAACAUGAAUCCAAAUGCAUGCCCUCGACUGACCUCCCAAGACUUGGCAGGAUUUUGGGACAUGCUACAGUUGUCUAUUGAGAACGUCAGUAUGAAAUUUGAUGAGCUGCAUCAACUCAAGGCAAACAGUUGGAAGCAGGUGGAACUGCCUGAAAAGAAGGAGAAAAGAGUUCCCCCUCCCGUGCCAAAGAAACCCCCAAAGGGUCAGGUACCCCUGAAACGUGAAAAAUCACUUGAGGCCACAGAGAAACAAAGGCAGGAGGCACGGAAGCGUCUGAUGGCUGCCAAACGAGCUGCAUCAGUAAGACAGAACUCUGCCACGGAGAGUGCGGACAGUAUUGAGAUCUAUAUCCCAGAGGCCCAGACCAGACUAUAAGCUACACUGGAGAGGAAUGGUGAUAACUUUAAAUCACAGAACUGGUGGUUUGUAACAUAUUUGUGUUACAGGUUCAUGAGGGAUACAUCCUAGUGCAUGUAUCCCUUUAACCCUCUGAAGGAACAUUA
Molecule: messenger RNA, 3089 nt
Organism: Pristis pectinata (smalltooth sawfish)
Lineage: Eukaryota; Metazoa; Chordata; Chondrichthyes; Rhinopristiformes; Pristidae
Gene: dlgap1a
Product: discs, large (Drosophila) homolog-associated protein 1a
Exons: 12
Coding region: 1-2961 (986 amino acids)
Biological process (GO): signaling
Cellular component (GO): glutamatergic synapse; postsynaptic specialization
Molecular function (GO): molecular adaptor activity
Source: RefSeq, a predicted model, not a curated record